Molecule: messenger RNA, 4584 nt
Organism: Camellia sinensis
Lineage: Eukaryota; Viridiplantae; Streptophyta; Magnoliopsida; Ericales; Theaceae
Source: RefSeq, a predicted model, not a curated record
ACGGUUGUGGCGCCAAAGAAAUUGAUAGCAAUCAAUAGAGCCAAGCCAACACCUUGGGUUUCAAUAAAAACUUGUUGAUGGACCUUUUGUAAAGAAGAAUGUAGAGCAUAUCUCUUCGCUAUUGUUAUCCGAUUUCUGUUCUUAUCUGUCAAGCAUUUCGGCUAAAAUUAGCACAAAUGUGCUCUCAUAUUAGGCAGAUUAACAAAGAUGCACUUUCAGCUAUGAUUUUCCUAAUGUUGUCCCUGUUCUUGCUCAGUGACUCUGUUUCUUCAGAUACUAAAUCCAUAUCUUGUGAUCCAAGUCCAACUAAUUACACACCAAAUAGCCGAUUUGGGAACAACCUCAACAUCCUUCUUGAGUCCCUAUCAUCGAACACUCCAUUAAAUCAAGGCUUCAACAGCACUGCAAUCGGAAACAACAUUGAUCAAGUUUAUGGGCAAGCUCUUUGCAGAGGGGAUGUCACUCCUGAAGUGUGUCGGGAUUGCAUAAAGAAUGCAAGCCAGGAGAUCAUGACAGUGUGUCCAACCCAUAAUGCAAUUAUAUGGCAUGAAUUCUGUCAAGUACGAUACUCACACAUGCCUUUCUUUUCCUCCAUGGUCUAUAAUGGAAUGUAUCCUGCCUCGAACAAACAGGAGAAAAGUAUAUCAGACCGUGUUAGUCUUAUUAAAGUUUUGAAGGAUUUUAUGAAUAAACUCUCGGAUGAAGCCACUGUCAAUCCUUCUAACCUCAUGUUUGUUACUGGUAAAACCAAAUUUUCAAGGAAUGAAUCAAUCUAUGGGCUGGUACAGUGCACAAGAGACAUCUCUCAUAGUGAUUGUAGACAUUGCUUGAAUGAUGAAUUUGGAGACCUUGAAGCGUGCUGCAGUUCUCUCCAAGGUGGUAAAAUUUUCAGCAGAAACUGCAACAUGAGGUUUCAGCUAUACCAGUUUUACAACGAACCUACUAUCAAUGGGCAAAGAAAGAAGAUUACGGUGGCUAUGCUAGUUACCGGUGCAACAACAUUCGUGCUCGCAGGCCUUGCCGCUGGCUGCUAUGUUAUUCGGCGUCAGCGAAGCAAUGGAACACAGAAGGAUGAGGAAAGAAGCCAAAGUGCGUUGUUACAUGAAUUGGCAAACUCACCUAGUGUUGCCAUUAAUCAAGAAGGUCAAUUUGUUAGUUCUCAGGAACUGCCUUUCAUGGAGUUGGCUACUAUAAUGGCAGCCACUGACAACUUCUCUGAUUCAAAUAAGCUCGGACACGGUGGGUUCGGCAUUGUUUACAAGGGUGUCUUGUCUGAUGGCAAGGAAAUAGCAGUUAAAAGACUAUCGAGGAAAUCAUGGCAAGGAUUAGAGGAGUUCAUGAAUGAAGUCAUAGUAAUUUCAAAACUUCAACACAGAAACCUUGUCAGACUUUUGGGUUGUGGCAUACAGGGAGAAGAAAAGCUGCUCAUAUAUGAAUACAUGCCUAACAAAAGCCUUGAUCUCUUCCUAUUUGAUUUAGAGAAGUGUGUAGAACUUCACUGGGAUAUGCGCUUUAAUAUUAUUCAUGGCAUUGCUCGGGGACUACUUUAUUUGCACGAAGACUCAAGGCUUAAAAUCAUACACAGGGAUCAAAAGCCUAAUAAUGUUUUACUGGACCAAGAAAUGGUCGCAAAGAUUUCAGCCUUUGGAAUGGCACGGAUUUUUGGCGAAGACCAAAACACUGGUAACACCAAAAGAGUUGUAGGAACAUAUGGAUACAUGGCUCCAGAAUAUGCAAUGGGAGUAUUAUUCUCUGUGAAAUCUGACGUCUUUAGUUUUGGAGUAAUUUUGCUGGAGAUCAUUAGUGGGAAAAGAAACAGUGGCUUUUACCUUACGAAACAUGCUUCGACACUCCUUGCUUAUGUGUGUUUUCUCACCCCCUUGAAUUACAAUACUGAGAUAACUAGAUAUGUGCUUCCAAACAACUCGAUUUUACAGGCAUGGCGACUAUGGAAUGAAGGAAAAGAAUUGGAAUUUUUGGAUCCAUUGUUGGCGGGAUCAUGCCCUGUGACAGAAGUUGUACGAUGCAUUCAUAUCGGGCUUUUGUGUGUCCAAGAAGAUCCAGCAGAUAGGCCCAAUAUGUCAUCUGUGGUUGUUUUGUUGGGAAGUGAAUCAGCAACACUUCCUCAACCAAGACAACCUGCAGUUUCUGUUGGCAGAAUUGCUCAUAUGAAGUCAUCUUCGACCACAGAUCCUUCUUGCACCCAAGAAGAGGAGAGAGUCAUGUUUCCGUUUCCAAAAACAAUCAAAUUGCUUUUGCUUUAUCAUUUCUUUUUUCCACUUCAUGAUCUUGUUCGCGCCGAUGCCCCUCCCUAUCAAUUUUGUUCAAACACAACUAUUUCUACAAAUAAUAAUCUAUUUCAAUCUAAUCUCAAAAACCUUCUUUAUUCUUUGUCUUUAAAUUCUUCUGUCUCCAAUUUCUACAACACCACCAUGGGAAAUGACCAAGACACAGUUUUCGAUCUCUUUCUCUGCUACAACUUUGUAUCGAAAGAUUACUGCAAGAACUGUAUUGAAAGUGCAUCACAAGACAUCCAAACACUUUGCAGAAAAAGAAACGAAGCGGUUGUGUGGGAGGAAAAUUGCCAGUUGCGCUACGCUAAUGAAUCAUUCUUUGGGCAUUUGGAUGUAACAGGAAACAUUUGGAAAGACAACAAACAAAAUGUUUCUGGUGAUGAAUUUGGCCAGUUUAGUUCUGUCGUGAAUGACACAUUGCAUAAUCUUAGCAGGCUCACAGCAUUCAAUCCUUCAUAUGGUAUGUAUGCCACUGGAGCGGUGAACUUUACAGAUACUGAAACAAUAUACGCUCUUGUGCAGUGCACAACAGACUUGUCUCCAGAUGACUGCAAUACAUGCCUUGAAAUAGCAAUAGCAAACACUUUAAGUUGUUGUUCUGAGUCUCGUGGCACUAGACUUCUUAGUCCCAGUUGCUACUUAAGGUAUGAGUUCUAUGCUUUUUAUGAAGGCGCGACUUCUGAAAACCUGAGGAUAUUUGAAACAAGCAGGAGGAACAAUUGGAUGAUUGCUACAAUUGUAUCAGCAAUUCUAAUGGUAGUACUUUUGGGUUUUUGUGUCUGCUACUGUAUUGCCAUAAGGAAUCAAACUUCAUAUGGUAUGUAUGCCACUGGAGCGGUGAACUUUACAGAUACUGAAACAAUAUACGCUCUUGUGCAGUGCACAACAGACUUGUCUCCAAAUGACUGCAAUACAUGCCUUGAAAUAGCAAUAGCAAACACUUUAAGUUGUUGUUCUGAGCCUCGUGGCACUAGACUUCUUAGUCCCAGUUGCUACUUAAGGUAUGAGUUCUAUGCUUUUUAUGAAGGCGCAACUUCUGAAAACCUGAGGAUAUUUGAAACAAGCAGGAGGAACAAUUGGAUGAUUGCUACAAUUGUAUCAGCAAUUCUAAUGUUUUUUUCUUUUUUCUUUUCUGCAAACAUGAAAUCCUUUUUUUUUUCUUUUCCUUCUUUUCCUUCUAGUUUUAAUGGCUUGAUACAUUUUUUUCAGGGUCAACUACCUGAUGGUAAAGAAGUUGCUAUGAAGAGGCUCUCAAGUGUAUCUGAGCAAGGUUUAGAUGAAUUCACCAAUCAAGUUUUAUUAAUAUUGAAACUUCAACACAAGAAUCUUGUCAGGCUUCUGGGCUUUUGCAUAGAUGGAGAUGAAAAGUUUCUCAUCUAUGAAUACAUGCCCAAUGGCAACCUCGAUGUCUUCCUUCUUGAUCCUAGGAAGCGUGCGCAAAUGAACUGGAUCAGGAGUCUAAAUAUCAUCAAUGGAAUUACAAGAGGAAUGCUAUAUCUUCAUGAGGAUUCUUGGCUUAGAAUCAUUCAUAGGGACUUGAAACCAAGCAAUGUGUUACUGGACAGUGAAAUGAAUCCAAACAUAUUAGACUUUGGAAUGGAAAGGAUCUUCGGAGGAAGUGAUGAUGCAACUAACACUGCUAGGAUUGUUGGGACAUAAUAGUGGUUACAUGGCUCCAGAGCUUGCUAUGGAAGGACUGUAUUUUGUUAAGUCUGAUGUUUUUAGCUUUGGUGUCCUUUUGAUUGAGAUCAUAACUGGGAGGAGGAAUGCUACUUUUCAUCUCACUAACUGCGUCCCUAGCCUUAUAGCAUUUGUAUGGCAAUUAUGGAAUGAAGGGAAAGGGUUGGAAAUGAUCGAUCCAUUAUUGAUGAAGUCUUGUGAUCUUGACGAGUUCGUAAGAUAUAUGCAUAUUGGUUUAUUGUGCGUCCAAGAAGAUGCAUAUGAUAGGCCUACUAUGUCAUCAGUUGUGGUUAUGCUGAAAAGUGAAGCUGUAACUCUUAGUCAACCUGAACGACCCGCCUUUUCUAUCGGGAGAUUUAGAGAUCACUAUGAAACAAAUGACAAAGAUUAUUUUGUUAAUGAAUUAACAAUUGAUGUUGUUAUGCCCCGUUGAUCGAUGCAGCUGAGUGGAUUAAUGGUUUCAAAGUGUUGUAGUGUAAUUAUCAUUAUGAGUUGUUAGAGAAAACUUUAAUAAACAUAAUAAAAAUUGCCCCAAUGGGAGUUGUCAUUGUCACCGUCUAUUUGUUGUCUUUCUCAUGGUGAGUUAUGUAUUAUGAGAGGGAGGAAAGAG